AUGACGACUCCAAGGCACUACGUCGUCGAACACCUCGAUGUCGAACUCGAGGCUUGGUCAAAACUCGAAUACCUCACCAUAGCCACCGAAACCCGUCCUCAGUCUUCCUCCAACUCUUCCAACAACCCCAACCACGAACCAACAUUCCAUCUAACCUCGCUCCCUCGUGAACUUUUUGAAAACCUACCGGAGGAACUAAAAGGACAUGAAAAUCUGGAUGCGACAAUGGAAGAGGUUAAUAGACUGGAUGGGUUGAAGGCUGAGGAGGUGUGUUUGUUGGAUCCCAGGGCGGAGAAGGAUAUGUGCCCGGAGGACGGGGAGGUUUUUAAGUGGUUUGUGUUUGGGGGGAUAUUGGGAGAUGAUCCGCCGAGGGACCGCACUGCUGAACUCCGGAAAUACGGAUUUACUGGUAGAAGACUUGGACCGGUACAGAUGACAACUGAUACCGCUGUUAGAGUCACGAGACUCGUAGUCGAAGACAAGAUCCCGCUGGAUAAGGUCCCCUUCGUGGAUUUUCCAGAAUUGAAAAUCUCUAAAAAUGAAACAACAGAGAUGCCCUUUAGAUACGUCAAGAGAGAAGACGGGACACCUAUCAUGCCUGAGGGAAUGGUGGACUUGAUCAAGGAGGACAGCAACAAAGGCUUCCUCGACAUGAUGUGA
This is a messenger RNA of Orbilia oligospora ATCC 24927, 660 nucleotides long. RefSeq lists its product as uncharacterized. Gene Ontology annotation, molecular function: protein-arginine omega-N monomethyltransferase activity. The record is from RefSeq and is a predicted model, not a curated record. The transcript has 5 exons. The coding region runs from base 1 to 660 and encodes 219 amino acids. NCBI's taxonomy places the organism in Eukaryota, Fungi, Ascomycota, Orbiliomycetes, Orbiliales, Orbiliaceae. Gene Ontology annotation, biological process: peptidyl-arginine methylation.